Papaver somniferum (opium poppy) is the source of this 264-nucleotide messenger RNA. RefSeq names its product protein PELPK2-like. Bases 1 to 264 code for a protein of 87 amino acids. The transcript has a single exon. The record is from RefSeq and is a predicted model, not a curated record. NCBI's taxonomy places the organism in Eukaryota, Viridiplantae, Streptophyta, Magnoliopsida, Ranunculales, Papaveraceae.
AUGGCUGCUCACUAUUUGAUUUUUGUCAUGAUUAGUAGUUUGUUUCUCAUUCACUGCGAUCACGUAACGGUAGUUCAUGCAGCUCGUUAUCUGUUGGAAACAACACCAACUGUUCCAGAGAUUCCCAAACUUACAUUACCUAAACCUGAAUUACCACCGUUACCCGAGUUCCCAAAUUUACCAAAGCCAGAGUUGCCGAAGAUUGACAUCCCAUCCUUGCCAAAGAUUGACAUCCCGUCCUUACCAAAGCUCUGCCUAAGAUAG